CUACUCGUUCGGGUUCGCGUGGUUCUUCUCGUUCCACAGCACAAUCUGUAUGUUUGUGCUAUCCUUUUUACGGCAGCCUGACACCGAAGCGAGCAGCGCGAGCACCAGGUCGAAUGUCUAUUCCGGCGGGUCCCCGCCACAGAGUCAUCCCUCGGAGACCCAGCUGCAGGCAAGCGGUGCUGACGACGUCGCCCUGAACAUUCGCCGCAUGGCCGGGACGCUUCCAGACCUCGUUCGCGUCGCUCAGGAAAGACUCGCGGCACAAAGGGAGAUUGAAGCUUCUAACAUACUCUACUUCGGCUGUGGCUUCUGCUUCCUCAUGACCUUGUCCGCUGCACUGCUGCUAUACGCGGUCGCCAGAGAAGUGUGGAGACCAACGAUGGGCAAGACGGAGAUAGACAGCGUGCCCACAAGGUCAACACAUUCAUCAGCAGAGGCUUCGGUCACCGGCGGCACGGGCGGUUCAGGGACGACAGUUUCAGUCGAUGCUACCACGUAGACAGCGCCGUGCACAUUCGUCGCUAUCCAAGGCUGUGUUUAGAGUCACGUUUCACGUUGAACGGCCGACGCCACAAU
Messenger RNA from Dermacentor silvarum, 576 nucleotides. RefSeq lists its product as uncharacterized. Bases 50 to 499 code for a protein of 149 amino acids. Lineage: Eukaryota; Metazoa; Arthropoda; Arachnida; Ixodida; Ixodidae. The record is from RefSeq and is a predicted model, not a curated record. The transcript is spliced from 3 exons.